AUGGCACUGUGGCCUGUGACUGGGGCCCCUUACCAACCAGAAGAAGACCAGCUGACCCUGUGCCACCCUCCCAGUGCCUGCCCCUUCUUUGGGGAUCUCCCAUCCCUGCGGAAUUCAUUUCACCUCAGACAGUUAGAAGAAGGACGUGGAUAUCGGAUGCACUUACUUCUUUGCAAUACCGCAGACUGGGCUGGGAAACAUUAUCUGACUGAGCAAAUCCAGGGCCAAGAAAGCGCCGGUCAGAAAGCAAUUGAGGAACUGCUUAAGGAGGCAAAACGUGGGAAAACUAGAGCAGAAACGAUGGGACCCAUGGGCUGGUUGAAGUGUCCUCUCGCUGGCACCAAUAAAAGAUUUCUAAUUAACACAAUUAAGAACACACUGCCCUCCCACAAGGAGCAAGACCAUGCAAAAGAGGGCAAUCAGGAACCUGCCAAGAGCCAGGCACAGAAAGAAGAAAGCCCGUAGAAGCCCAGAAGCCAUUCUCAGGAGCCCUGCCUCCAUGCCUGAGGCAAGGCCCCUUGCUCCUCACCAAGGAAGCGCAGCACCCAGGACAAGUACCAGAAGCCCAACCAGGGGCGAGGCAGGGGCCAGGGCCAGCCCCCCAGGCACGAGCCUGGGUGCCCCAUCUGGGACAAGGCCGUGCAGAGAAGGCUGUGGAAGACAGGCCUCCUCUGGCCGGGUGAGCAUUUGAGAGUGACUUACAGCAGAUCCUUUGUUUUUUUUGAAGAAGCUGCUGGCAACAGGUGAAAAAUGACCUAGCGGCUCUUGAAGGCAACAGUCCAAAGGAAGAUGUCUUGGCGAGUUUAGGCUGCUUCAGCUGUGUCAUAUGCGUGUCUUGUUUCUCUUCUAUCUUGGUUGGAGUGAGUUUUGAAAUAGACAAAUCUAUAAUUUAAAGUUUUCGGAAAUUGUUCAAAUGAAUUCCCACUUUUUUUUUUUUUUUUUUUGGUCAUUUCUCACAAAAAUAAAAAAUUCUUAUAAAUCCUGUUUGGGGUGUCAGAUUCAAAAUUUAAAAAUCACCUGGCCAGUGACCCUGUUGAUGAAAGUUGUAGCUCUUUAUGGUCUGAGUCUUUGUCCAGAAACUCUUUGGUAACCAUAAUUUGUUCUCCUUUAAGUGAAAAUGUAGAAAAUCCUCAAAGUGGCUUUGACCGUGUGCACCAUGGCAAUUACUCAAGGUUAAAAAGUUGGCUCUGUGUUUUCCUGUGCAUUCGCAAACUCAUCUCUCAGAUAAAACAAUUUUUCUAAAUUUAAUUUUUUAGCAUAUGGGUUUUAAGUGGUGCUUUAAAAAGAACCCUCACAAGUUAAAAUUAAUAUAGUUAUUUUAGUCUAGACCUUAUUUAGUUAAAGACUUACGAUACCACUAUUGGGAUAGUUGUUCCAGAAAUCUUCAUUUUAAACAAAAGUAUAUUUACAACACCUUUCCUCUCCCCACCAGUACUGGUCCUCAGUAUCUGUUUUAACAUAUGGUUACAAACCUUUCAAUCUUGUAUUACUCCUUCAUACUCAGGAAAAAUGUCACCAAGCGCCCUCCUCCUCCGUCCAUAUAAGGAAGAAGUCUCUGUCCCCCUGUCCCCUCCCUAGUUUUCCAAAGCGUCCAAGUCUAUGCC
This is a messenger RNA of Carlito syrichta (Philippine tarsier), 1604 nucleotides long. Its product is annotated as RNA polymerase I subunit D. The record is from RefSeq and is a predicted model, not a curated record. Lineage: Eukaryota; Metazoa; Chordata; Mammalia; Primates; Tarsiidae.